Molecule: messenger RNA, 3950 nt
Organism: Ylistrum balloti
Lineage: Eukaryota; Metazoa; Mollusca; Bivalvia; Pectinida; Pectinidae
Product: histone deacetylase 3-like
Exons: 14
Coding region: 19-1314 (431 amino acids)
Molecular function (GO): histone deacetylase activity
Source: RefSeq, a predicted model, not a curated record
AGAAAAACGAGAAACACAAUGUCUCAAAAAGUAGCAUAUUUUCUUGAUCCAGAUGUUGGAAAUUUUCAUUAUGGCCCGGGUCAUCCAAUGAAGCCUCAUCGUAUAGCCCUAACCCACUGCUUGGUGUUGCAUUAUGGCAUUUACAAGAAAAUGGAGAUUUAUAGACCUUACCGGGCUUCCGGCCAUGACAUGUGCCGUUUUCAUGCUGAUGACUACAUAGACUUCCUACAGAGAGUAACACCUCAGAACCACCAGCAGUUUACAAAGCAGCUUGGCAUGUUCAAUGUGGGCGAUGACUGCCCUGUGUUUGAUGGUCUUUUUGACUUCUGCUCCAUGUACACAGGUGCCUCUUUGGAAGGUGCUAUCAAACUCAACAACAAUCAUUGUGAUAUUGCCGUAAAUUGGUCUGGAGGACUCCAUCAUGCCAAGAAGUUUGAGGCAUCUGGAUUUUGUUAUGUGAAUGAUAUUGUGAUAGCUAUCCUGGAACUUCUCAAAUUCCAUCCUCGUGUGCUAUAUAUAGACAUAGACAUUCACCAUGGUGAUGGUGUACAGGAGGCGUUCUAUCUCACAGACAGAGUCAUGACUGUGUCCUUCCAUAAGUAUGGCAACUUCUUUUUCCCAGGCACAGGUGACAUGUAUGAAAUAGGGGCAGAAAGUGGCCGUCACUACUCUGUAAAUGUUCCUCUCAAAGAAGGCAUUGAUGAUCAAAUGUAUAUGACGAUAUUCCAGGGAGUGAUGAAGUCUGUGAUGGAGUUCUACAGACCUACCUGUGUUGUGUUACAGUGUGGGGCAGAUUCCCUAGGGAGUGACAGACUAGGCUGCUUCAAUCUCAGCAUCAAAGGUCAUGGAGACUGUGUGAAAGUGAUUCGGGAUUACAAUAUUCCUAUGCUGGUCUUAGGAGGAGGAGGCUACACUAAGAGGAAUGUAGCCCGAUGCUGGACGUACGAGACUGCCGUGUUAUUGGACGAACAGAUCAGCAAUGAAAUCCCCUAUAAUGAGUAUCUGGAGUAUUUUGCACCAGACUUUGCACUUCAUCCGGACAUUUCAACGAAACAAGAAAAUCUCAACUCAAAACAGUACCUUGAUCACAUUCGCCAAACUGUCCAUGAAAAUUUGCGGAAUCUUAACAAUUCCCCAAGUGUUCAGAUGCAGGAUGUACCCCCAGAUCUCCUGAGUCUGGAAAAUACAGAAGAACUUGACCCAGACAUCAGAAACCAUCAGGAUUCUGUGGAUAAACGGAUUGAACCACCAAACGAGUUUUACGAUGGAGAGAAGGACAAUGAUAAGGAAAAUGACGGUUUCUUGGAAGUUUGAGACAUAGCAAUCUCUCGGACUCGGAAAACUCCUAGAUCUAGUGGCUGUUACAGGAGCUGUUGUGUUGCAUUUCUGUGGCCAAUGAUAAGGAAAACGAUGGUUUCUUGGAAGUUUGAGACAAAGCAAUCUCUAGGACUCGGAAAACUCCUAGAUCUAGUGGCUGUUACAGGAGCUGUUGUGUUGCAUUUCUGUGGCCAUUGAGAUUCCCAAAAAAUUCCAAGUUGCAAGGAAAAACAUGACCAUCGGCUGGACCGAAGUAAGUCAGGCCUAGCAAUGUUCGAUUGGUGGCACACAAAGUAUUGCAUUGAUUCAAAUUAAGUGUUUGAUGGUGCUCACAUGUAACAUACCCUGAAAAUAUGCUCGAGAAAGAAAGACAGUGCUGGCAGUAUACACACCAAAAGUGAAGGCAGCAACAUUACUUCUCUCAAGUUGUUGUAAUGGCGUCUUGUGUGGUCAUUUGGUAUCACGACUGUAAUGAUACGUUGUAUGGAUUAUGAGUGUAGUAACUGUAUGAGUGACAGAAGAUGGUACAAGUGUUGUCUCUGUUUGAAGCUGUUGUCAAACUGAUAUUUUACAUACAUGUAUCGUUCAGUGAUACAUCAGAACCUACAUGUACAGAAUCACAUGUCUAUACAGCAGUGCAUGUAAUGUACAGUUGUGUAGCUUAACAGUUAUUUCCUUUUAGGUCACCUGGGCAAAGCACAGAGACCUUUUCUAAUCCAAAUUUGUCUGCAUUGUUCAUUUACAUUUUCAAUGAAAUUUUUCAUAAAGGUUCCAUGGUCAACAUCAAACAGAAAUUGUAAGUUGUAUGAUUCUAACCUCCAAGGGUCUGAAGGUUGGGGGCGGGGCACAACAGGAACAAAAUUCUUUACAAUUCAAAACUGAAGAACCAGUAAAAAACUGUCCAUAGAUGGAAACUCCCAGUAGAGCUUUAUCCAAAUUGUAAAUUUCAUAUGUUUGGGUUCCCCUGUUUCCCUCUAACGAGAGGUAAAUCUUAUCUUAGUUUCCCUCCAACGAGAGGGUAAAUCUUAUCUUAGUUUCCCUCUAACGAGAGGGUAAAUCUUAUUUUAGUUUAUGAAGGAAAAUAACUCUUUUGAGAAUAUUUUGUUUAUUUCAGUGAGAAAUAACACAUUCUUGUUUAUACUUAUUGUUGUAUGUAGUUUAAUGGUAUGAAAAUGUACUGACCUGAACUCUUUUCCAUCCUCCCUGUGUUUUAUCAACAUAAUAUUUAUACCGGGUCACAACAAUAAAGACAGGUUUGAUAAUAUUUUAAUUCGGGCAACUGUUAGGGCCAGUGUGCCACUUGUUUAGUGUAAUUCUCUCUUUUAUUAUGUUCUUCAUGUUUCCUAUUUUUGUAUAGAAUUUUCAUUUUGAGCAAGCUGCUACACAAUGAUCAGAAGAAUUGUUUAAAGUUAGAAAUUGCUCUGGUUUUGGUCACAAAAUAUGUUCAUCAUUGAAAGGACAAUUGAAGUCAUGGCAUCAUGAUGCACUUACCGCUUACAUGACAGUUCAACAAAUAAUUAGGGAAAACAACAGAAAAAGACAAAGUAGAUUAUUUCUUGUGUUAUCUUUCUAUUCUGAUAGUAGCAAGAGUGGUUUUCUGAAGAUCCAAAGAGGUCAGCUUAAUAGGUAAGGGGAAUUUGUUUCCAAUACUUUACCAUAUAAAGAGGAAUAUUUCCUCCGGAUUCUCAUUUUGAUAUAAAUCUAAUUUUAAAUAAAAUUACCUUUUCUUCAUUUGGAGUUCAAGAAACACACUUUUCAUCCAGCCUUUGCACUUUUCCUUUCUUUUAUCAUUUCAUUCGUUUACAAACUUGAAAAAUCCGGAGGUCAAGUGGCAUAUCAAAACGGAAGAAAUUGCUUUAUUGAUACCUAUACUUCACACAAAAUUAAGUACAUGUGAUAUACACUGCCCUUCAAGAACAUCUCUGACGCAUCAUUUUGAUUUAUUUGUUUAUAAAGAUGUAUCAAGCUCAUCCAAAAAUUUAAUUGUUUAUUUUUUCAAUGAAAAUUGGUAAUAUUUACAAAAACACUUCGGCUCCAUCAUGUAAAUGAGAGGGUCAUGGCAGAAACUUAAAUACAUGUAUUUGAAAAUGUAUAACAAAAUUUCAUGUAUAUUUUUAUGAUUUGUGCAAUACAAUUACACUGUUAAGUAUGAUCCCACCAUAAUUGUUUUCUUCUGUGGAAAAAAUAAAUAAAAAAUGAAAUGAUGUGUGUAUAAGAAUUUAGAAAAUAAUAAAAUGCUUUGUUUAUCAGUAUUUUAGAAAAAAGAAUUGCUAAAAUGUCACAUUUCAGAACUUACAUAUUUCAGUUAGCUAUAAAAUCUAUGGAUGGACUAUAGAACUUGUAUAACAAGUUAUCUGUUUGGAAUUUUGAAAUAUAUUUUUCAAAAAGUGUCUAAGGAAUCAAAGAUGACAGUGUAUAUGAUGGAAAACAGGGUUUAAAAUGUGUUAAACCAUCAGUAGAAACUACUUUUCACAUAUUUUAAUGUUUAAUUUCAUGGGUAGAUAAAAAAGGUUAAAAAAGAAAAGUGGUGCUAUGUUCAGAGUGAAGAAUGGAUUUAUGGUUAUUUUAUCGAUUGAAAUUGGUAAACGUUCCAAUUUAAUUUUAUAUGUGUAAUGAUGUGGUAUGUUGUAUGA